CAACCAAUGGAAGGUGAAGAAAACUUUUUCUUCGCCUACGUGUGACAGCGUCUUCUCUGGUUGUGACGGUGCCCACGGGCGGGCUAGGGAGAAGAACAACAAAAAAGCAUCAUUUGAGCGACAGACAAGAUAAGAAAACGCCGAAGUUUAUUCUAGAAGGUCGGAAAGGGAGGGACAGGAGUGGGGCGGUAUGGAGCGAAGGAACUGGAGGCGGGGAAAGGCGGAGCUCGAGGAGAGGGGAAACUUCCUGGGGGGGAGCCGCUCCGUGAACUACUGUACCUCUGGUAGCACAGCCUGAUUCACCGGGGGCUGGAAGGGAAGGGAGGGAGGCCAUGGAAGAAUAUCAAGUGACACUGAAGAAACUCAACUCUGACAUUGAAGAAGCGAGCCGAGGAGGGCGGAAAACUGCCUCCCUGAUGGUUGUAUUGCUGGCUCAUUCCACGGAAUGUGUACUGAAUCAGUCUAUCAGGAGAUAACUUGAACCGGGAGAGGAAGGACGUGCCCAAAAUAGAAGCUGGAACGCUGAUGAUCCCAACACGGGUUAUAGGAAAGUUUGCCUUCGAUCACUACUGUGGUGCCAAGUCUCCGGUCCCUGCCUCUCCCGAGUGACUCGCUUGGGGCGCUUAUGGAGCCAGCUGCUUCCCGGCACUUGUCCCCACCAGACGCGCUUCUCUUCUCUCUCCUCAGCUUGUUUGCAUUGGGCUCAGGUAUUAGAUACUUGUCUGAUUCUACCUUUUUGUUGAACAGUCCAAUUUACUGUCGUGGGGCCAGCUGAUCCAAUCCUGGCCAUGGUGGGAGAAAAUACCAUGUUUUGCUGUCACCUGUCACCUGAGAAAAAUGCUGAGGACAUGGAGGUGCGGUGGUUCCGGUCUCAGCUCUCUCCCGCAGUGCUCGUAUAUAAGGGCAGGCAAGAGAGAACAGAGGAGCAGAUGGAGGAGUACCAAGGAAGAACAACCUUUGUGAGUGAAGAUAUCAGCAAGGGGAGCAUGGCGCUAAUCAUACACAAUGUCACAGCCCAUGACAGUGGCAUCUACCACUGUUAUUUCCAAGAAGGCAGAUCCUAUGAUGAGGCCAUCAUGCGUCUGAUGGUGGCAGGCCUGGGCUCUGAGCCCCUCAUUGAAAUGAAGGGCCACGAGGAUGGGGGCAUCCGACUGGAGUGCACUUCUGUAGGAUGGUACCCAGAGCCCCAUACAGUGUGGAGAGACCCUGAUGGUGAGAUCAUGCCUACCCUGGAGGAGGAUCAUGUUCAGGACGCAGGUGGCCUCUUCAUGGUCACCACGGCUGUGAUCAUCAGGGACCGCUCUGUGAGGAACAUGGCCUGCUCUGUCAACAACACCCUGCUUGGCCAAGAGAAGGAAACUAUGAUUUUCAUUCCAGAACCCUUCAUUCCCAGAACAUUUCCCUGGAUAGUGGUCCUGGCUGCCAUCCUGCUUGGUGUGCUUCUUCUCAUUGCUGGGAGCACCUGUCUCAUCAAGAAGCUACACAGGGAAAAAGAGGUUCUGUCAGUGGAAAAAGAAGUUGAAAAUGAAGAGAAAGAAAUUGCACAGCAACUUCAAGAAUUGCGAUGGAGAAGAACACUCUUACAUGCUGCUGAUGUGAUCCUGGAUCCAGACACUGCUCAUCCUGAGCUCUUCCUGUCAGAGGACCGACGAUGUGUGAGACGGGGCCCCUCCAGGCAGAGCGUGCCUGACAACCCAGAGAGAUUCAACUGUCAGCCUUCUGUCCUGGGCCUGCCGAGCUUCUCCUCAGGAAGACAUUACUGGGAGGUAGAGGUCGAAAACAUGAUGGUGUGGGCUGUGGGGAUUUGUAGAGACAGUGUUGAGAGGAAAGGGGAGGCACUACUGGUUCCUCAGAAUGGCUUCUGGACCCUGGAGAUGUUCGGAAACCAGUACAGGGUCCUGUCCUGUCCUGAAAAGAUUCUCCCCCUGAAAGAGCGCCUUCACCGGGUGGGCGUCUUCCUGGACUAUGAAGCUGGAGAUGUCUCCUUCUAUAACCUGAGGGAUAGAUCACACCUCUAUACGUGUCCCCGCUCACUGUUCUCUGGGCCCCUGAGGCCCUUCUUUAGGCUGGGGUCUGAUGACAGCCCCCUGUUCAUCUGCCCAGCAUUUACAGGGGCCCAGGGAGUCCUGGUGCCUGAGGGAGGCCUGAUCCUUCACAGUGUAGGGGCUCACAACAGCCACUAGGACCAAUUUCCUGGUCUCAGAGCCACAUAGAAAAAUCCUGGCCAUCUCUACUACCACAGCACAGUGCCCCCUGGAGUAAAUUGGCCCUCCUUCCCUCUGGUCACAAAAGACAACUCCCACCAGAGGCCCUCACACUUCCUCAGGACCCAGCCCCAUCUCUCCCUCAUUAGGCUGCUGCUUUAGUAACCCAUUUGCAUGUAACCAUGGAGCAGCAUCCAGUCUCAGGGUAACUAGUGCUGCCAUAAGGCUCCCAACCAAGAAUAAAGUGUGAGAAAGUGACAGAAAGAAAACCUGCUGCUUUGACACUAGAGUGACUCAUUCAGCCUGAGACUCCAGUUGACAUCAGACACUAUGGACUCUGGGGUGAGGGCAACAGGACACACUAAGAUGUAAGCAGGGAGUGGAAACCACAACUGAUUUGGAGGAAGCAAGACCAGAAAGCUGGGAGGGGGCCAAUUCUGUGGACAUGGGUAAGCCCAACUCUUAACAGCCAAGGGGUCCCAAAGGCUAAUGGUUCCACCUAUACCACCACACCGAAGAUUGCCAAACACGGUAAUGCUCUCCAGGCCUAGCACUGGAAUGAAGAAGGAUGGAGGACAAGGUACAUCUGGGUCUGGCCUGGAUCAGGUGUCCCUGCAAUUAACAAGGUGUCACUACUCAGUUAUUGAGAAUGGCCUAAGGCUUAAGGUCCCAGCUGAGUAGGUGAGUACUGGACUGAGUGGAUCACAAGGUUCAGGUUAAGUGGGGAGAAUGCUAGUUUUAAACACUUAAAAAUUGUCGAGGACUGUAAAGAGCUUCUGCUUACUGGAUUAUAUUUGUCAAUAUUUAUGACAGUAGAGAUUGAAACUGAAAUUCUGUUAAAUGUAUUUAUUAAUUUAUAUUAAAAUAGCAAUAACAAACCAAUUAUAAGUUAAUAUAAAAAUAUUUUAUGAAAAAUAACUAGUUUCUAAAACAAAAUAAAUUUUGUUCAGAGUGUGGCUUUCUUGAACAUUUUCAUAAAUGUGAUGUCCGGCUUACUGGAAGAUGGCUAGAUCCUCACAUCUGCCUCUGUAUUCAGUGUUCGGAUAUCACAGGUCCCGUAGUCUCUAGAAAAUUUCACUGAACACUAGUGAGAGAAUGAGAGCAAAAACAACAAACAAUGUCUUAGUGUUAUUAUUAGGGAAAUAGUAUUUGCCUUGUGGAUUCCUUAAAAGUGUAACAGGGACCUCCCAGAAAUCUGAAAACCAUGUUUUGAGAAGCAGGAUAGAGGAUCCUGUAACUGAGUCAGUAUCGAAAAUAGCCUAAAUGGUAGUGUUUAGGAUAAUUCGAUAAUUAAGUAAUCCAGUUGUAAAAAGUGGAAAAAAGUGGUGUGGAAAAUAAAGUAUUUAAAAUCUCUAAAAUUUUCUUACUGUAGUUACAAAUGGGCACAUUCUGGAAAGAACCAGGAACACUGAAAUAUCUGACUUGUUAAGAUGGAAGACUGAAUUAUGUAUGUGUAUGUGUUGUUUUUAUUUUUGGUGUUAUAUUAUUUGAACAGUUUUCACUAAAAGCACCAGACUGAGUUGGGAAGGUAAUGCUGCUAAUUACUGGCUGUAUUAAUCUUAAGCAAAUUAUAGCUUUUCAGUGUUUCAGUAUCAUGGAAAAUAAGGCUUCAAGUGGGUUGUAUCUCUUUUAUUAUAGUUCAUGAAUGCUUUCACUUAAGCUGUAUAUAUAUGUUUUCACAACAGAUAUCUUUAUCCAUGAUGAUUUAGUGAAGCCUAGCAAGUUAAGGUGAUAUUUUUUUGUUCAAGGAAAAUAGAGUUUUCAUUCAUACUUUUUUUGAUACCUAAUGCCUCUCUUUAAGGUGCCUUUCAAACUUAAAAUGAAAAUGUUUUAAGUAUUUACUGAAGCUAGACAUGAACCCAAUCCUAUACUAGCCACUAUAGGAUCAUCAUAAUAGUAUAAAACUUGGCCCUUCCCUCCUCUUUCAGUCUUUCAUUCCUAUUUGUACUUAUUUGUUUACUCUAAAAGAAUUUCACUCUUUGAUGUGUCAACUGUGUAAUGUGUGGUUCCAUGAAGGAAAUAAGCAGGGUGAUGUUAUGGAGAGGAGUUGUCGGGGAGGGAGGGUUACUUCAGAUGGCAAAGGUAGAGAGGGCCUCCUGGAGGAAGUGAUGGGUUUUCUGAGACUUGAGAACUAGGAAAGAACCAGCCCUGUGAGAGCUGAGAGACAGCUGCUGAGCAGAGGGAACAAGGCACACGAGUCCCCAGGCAGGAAUAAACUAACUAGUUGAAGUAACAUAAAGAGGCUCCUACAGUCAGAGCAGAGACUGAGAACAGGACAGGCAGGACACUGACCAAAGGAGACCCUCUGGGACCUCAUAGCAAAGUGCUGAGAAUCAAACAGAAGCAGUAUUAUGAAAAAACUAAAGCUCACAUGAACAGAAAAUGUCUGUAGUUACCCAAAUGUGAUUUUUUUUACUUCCUCUUCCCAGAAGGAUUCCUCAUUCUUAACAGCACAAGGAAUUUGAUUUUCCAUAAUUGCCUUCUUUUUCCUGGGGUUGAAGGCUAGGGGUGAAAUGGAGUAGAGUAUGGAGAAAAGGAGAAUGGGCCCCAGGGACUCUUCUCUCCUUUUGGUGUCACCAGUCAAGCCUUGUAUACUGAUCUCAGCCCUCAGUGGCUCUCAGUUCCCCAGAUACAGCAAAAUUGCUUAGUAUCUAAAGCCAAAAGGGACUUCCUACAUAUUUCUAAGAACACAAACAGAAAUUAAAAAAGGAUUCCUUGUUCAUGAUUUAUUGAUAAUUUUUCAGUAAUCAAGUGUUCACAGAAGGGAGCAGUCACUCCACUGUAUGCUUCAUGAACACAUUCCAUCCUCCUUCCCACAUCUUUAACUCAAAUCUUAAUUGGUUGACUUCUGUUUAUUUUCCAAAGAAACUCAUUAAAGAUUUCAGAGAAUUCUGAGAUUUCCCCCCAUAAGCAAGCCUUUGUAUCUCUUAUAAAACCUCUCUUUUAUUGCAGAAUGGAAAAAGUACUACUAUAUUCAGGUCAGUGGCUCUUCAUUUCUCUGGGACACUGAGCUCCUACCUCCAUGGAUUCAAAGCCUCAGGAUACACAGAAAUGAAAAAUACUGACAGCAGUUUAGUGAUGAGGAUGGAGAGAAGAGAGAUGGUGUAAACUGCUUCAAUAUUCUCCUUCCCCAAUUAACUUCAAGGCACACUAAUCUGUAGCUGAUAAUAAGGAAGUUGGUAUGGGGGCGAGCAGGGUGGAUAGGGGUUAGGGGUUGGGACCAC
Molecule: messenger RNA, 5428 nt
Organism: Manis javanica (Malayan pangolin)
Lineage: Eukaryota; Metazoa; Chordata; Mammalia; Pholidota; Manidae
Product: butyrophilin subfamily 1 member A1
Biological process (GO): T cell receptor signaling pathway; regulation of cytokine production
Cellular component (GO): external side of plasma membrane
Molecular function (GO): signaling receptor binding
Source: RefSeq, a predicted model, not a curated record